UCAUCAUUCGGUUUUUCGAUUCAAUUGUCGCGUAUCUGUUACACCAACACCACCAUGAUCCGUACGAAGUUCGUCCUAUUUUCGACCCUUAUCGCGGUGGUUUUGGCCCAUCAAGACCCUUCGGCCGUAGAUUUGGUCCAGGACAUUUACCACACCUGUUUGCGGGACUUCUCAGUCAGUUGUGCCAAACCGAAAGCGCUUAAAUGGAUCAGUGAGGUGGUUGAUAAGGAACAAAUUAGGAUCACCGAGGAUCUGGUGCUGAUUAAGAAGGAUAAUCCUGAAGAAGUCGAGGAGUCAAGAGGUCUUGAAGAAGACAUUUUCGAUAAAUUCGAAGAUUUCUUGCAGACCCACGAGGUCGUUGCCAAACCGCCCACUCUACUGAGCCACGAGGGUCCUCUGGGACAUUUGGUGCCACGAUCGUUCCAGGCGGAAGAACUGAAAGUACCAUUGGCAGCCACUGGACGUUCCUCAAAAAUAGUAAAAAAGGUUAUUCUGCCCUUCCUCUUGGGCCUGAAAUUCAAAACGGCCGUUUUGGUACCACUCGCCUUGACGUUGAUCGCCUUGAAAACGUGGAAAGCUUUGACUUUGGGUCUUUUGUCUAUGGUACUGACCGGGGCCCUCCUGAUCUUCAAACUGACCAAACCCAAGACUGUAAAUUACGAAGUAGUACACUACCCACCCCACAUUGACCAUCAUUUAGUGGAUCACCCUCCAAUCGUGUAUGACCAUCACGCCAGACAGUUGGACGCCCAAGAACUCGCUUAUAAUGCUUAUUAAUUCAAUUUUAGUGUUUAAUUUAUGCUAAUUUAUUUAUUUAUAAUAAAUAAUGAUUAAAAAAUUAA
Molecule: messenger RNA, 842 nt
Organism: Anthonomus grandis grandis
Lineage: Eukaryota; Metazoa; Arthropoda; Insecta; Coleoptera; Curculionidae
Gene: Osi18
Exons: 4
Coding region: 55-777 (240 amino acids)
Source: RefSeq, a predicted model, not a curated record